Pygocentrus nattereri (red-bellied piranha) is the source of this 2059-nucleotide messenger RNA. RefSeq names its product ATP-binding cassette, sub-family G (WHITE), member 2b (gene abcg2b). Bases 1 to 1857 code for a protein of 618 amino acids. The record is from RefSeq and is a predicted model, not a curated record. Lineage: Eukaryota; Metazoa; Chordata; Actinopteri; Characiformes; Serrasalmidae. Gene Ontology annotation, molecular function: ATP hydrolysis activity; ATP binding; ABC-type transporter activity. Gene Ontology annotation, cellular component: plasma membrane. The transcript has 15 exons.
AUGGACAUGUGCAAAAUGGAUCCGAGGCUUCCUAAAGAACGCAGAGACGACAGAGUGAGUGUGACUGUGCCAGGACCAACCUUAAUGUUUCAGAACAUCCGGUAUGUUGUGAGAGAGAACCGGGGACCCUGUCGCAAAAAAGCACCCGAAAGAGACAUCCUGAAAAAUGUCAGUGGCAUCAUGAAAACGGGUCUGAAUGCGAUCAUGGGUGCAACGGGAAGUGGCAAAACAUCACUGUUGGAUGUCAUUGCUGGAAGAAAAGACCCUCGUGGUAUGCGAUCAGGUCAGGUUUUGGUUGAUAACAAGUUUGUGACCCAUGAACUACACCUGAUGUCCGCCUAUGUUGUUCAGGAUGACAUUCUUAUGGGCACCCUGAGUGUCCGAGAAAAUCUCUUGUUCUCUGCAAAUUUGAGGUUGCCGCGGCAACAGUAUUCUGCUGCAGACAAAGAAAAGAAAGUGAUGAACAUCAUCCAGGAUCUCGGACUUGAGGACUGUGCUAACACCAAGAUAGGUACAGAGUUUCUGAGAGGUGUGUCUGGUGGAGAGAGGAAGCGCUGUAGCAUCGGCAUGGAGCUCAUCACAUCUCCAUCCCUUCUCUUCCUGGAUGAGCCAACAACUGGCUUGGACUCCAACACAGCCAACAGCAUAAUGGGACUUCUACACAAGUUGUCUCGUAGUGGUAAGACCAUCAUUUUCUCCAUUCAUCAACCACGUUACUCCAUCUUCAGACUCUUUGACCACCUGACUCUGCUGCAUAAAGGAGAGAUGGUUUAUGCUGGUCCAGCCAACAAGGCAAUUCAGUACUUUCAUGAUCUAGGCUAUGAAUGUGAGGCAUUCAACAACCCAGCAGAUUUCUUUCUGGACAUCAUAAAUGGAGAAACCUCGACUUCAGUGCCGACUGACAAAUCUUUAGUUGAGCUCUACAGGGACUCUCAGUAUUGUGCUGAGGUGACAGAGGAGUUGACACAAAUUGCUGGCCCAGCAGAUUCUCCAAUCUCAAAAAAGGGAGCAUCGCUGUCCUAUGUUACAUCUUUCUUCUACCAGUUGAAGAUAGUGUGUUGGAGGAUGGUGUUGAACUUGGUGAGGAAUCCACAAACCUCCUAUGCUCAGAUAGUCCUCAAUAUGUUCUUUGCGGUGCUGGUGGGCCUUAUCUACUUUCAGAUGCCUCACAACCUACCUGAAGCCCUGCAGAACAGAACUGGAGCGUUCUUCUUCCUUGUCAUCAACAUGGUGUUUGGCAACUUAUCAGCAGUGGAGCUCUUCAUCAACGAGAGAGCCCUGUUUGUGCAUGAGAACUCUGGGGGGUAUUACCGCACCUCUGUGUAUUUCCUGUCCAAAGUGUUUGUAGAUUUGAUCCCAAACCGCAUCAUCCCAAUCCUUAUUUUCUCUGCUAUCGCGUAUUAUAUGAUGGGGCUGAAGCCGGCCUUCACUGCGUUUCUGUGUUUCUCGCUGACCUUAUCUCUGGCCAGUCUGGCGGCGGUGAGUUUGGCCUUCCUGGUCAGCGCUACCGUGAGCUCUUUCGCCAUGGCCAACGUCCUCAUUGCCGUGCCCUUCGUCUUCAUGAUGGUGUUUGGUGGCUUCCUGGUGAAUCUGAACUCCAUGCUCAACUGGUUGUCCUGGUUCAAGUGGAUCAGCAUCUUCAAAUACGGACUUGAUGCUGUGACCAUCAAUGAAAUGACAGGCCAAGUGUUCUAUGAUAACCGUACUGUAUUAACAGGAGAGAUGUAUCUGAAAGCUCAGGGAAUGGACUACAGUGCGUGGGGAUUCUGGCAGAAUCACGUAGCUCUGUUGGGCAUCAUACUGGUGUGUAUGACACUGUCUUACAUACAGCUACGCAGGAUUAAUCGCUGGAAGUGAUGGACGCAAGCCCAAACACCAGAAGACUGGGAUAUUUAAAGCAGUCAAAUUCCCCCUUAACCCCAAACAUAGUCCAAAGCUAAUGCAGCUAACAAGUAAUUGAAGUGUUUGUACCAGAUACAGGGCAUGAGGAUGAGUUCACCAGUUGAAAGAUGAAUAGAAAGCUGGUAACAUCCAAUAUGGCAUUUGUUCAGCCAAAACA